UUCUAAGCAUGUAAAGCAAUGUGACUUGGCACCUGGGUGUUUGUUGCCUUCGAUACCGAUUCGCGUUACGCGGGAAGCAUUGAUUAAACAAUCAAAUGGCUCGGCCUGCCCUAUCCCCUAUCCUAUGCCUACGCCUCGUGUAGUUUCCAUCGAAAUUAUUCACUAUUUACACGGUCACCAAGAGAAACGGUACAUUCCGGAAUUGGAGGUUGUUUUGAUUUCGAUGAUUGAGUAAACAGUUGAUAAUAAUGUGGAACUCUCCUUUUGGGGUCUGAAAAAUAGACGACGCAAAUUGUUUGCAACGGAAUUCUUCCCACCUGUCAUAUAUAGAAAAGUUCCGAUCAGUGCCUACUUGUCUGGUUUCUUUAUUGUUCAAACCAAGGUAAUUCUUAGUGUCAUUUUAAGUAAAAAGUGGCUAUAGGAAGUUAGUGUUGUGAAAUAUUGGUUGAAAAAUAAAUUCAAUAAUUAAAUUACACGCCUAGUUACUGUUACUAACAAAUGUAAAGAAGUGUUAAGUGUAUGUGUGAGUAAAAUGUGUUAGGAAUGUGAAAAUGGAUAACAAGGAAGGAAACUCCACAGCUACGACUGUUUAUAGACUUUUGCAGAGUCCGGCUCCCAUCUGUAUGUUCUACUUUGCCCAUCCCUUCGGGAUCUCAUCACCGGCCGGGGAAGUAACUUCAAGGAAAACGACGGUUCAACGUCCUACCGAAUGUGAUUCAUGUCAAAAGCAGGCAGUUCCACUACCGGCUUCCAAAAACGAACGACAAGUUCCGAAUACGUUCACUGGAACCGAAGACCAGUUGAAAAAAGUUCCCAACGGUAUGACAAUGCAUUGCGGGAAAUCAACAGCUAAACAAAUGAAAUCGGAAAAUCGUGCAAAAUCCAAAAAGACCAAACACGGUCCCAACUGUACGGGAGCAGCAGCAGUGAAAACGAUGACCGAAAGCUUCUCGAUGAAACCACACUCGAAAAGUAAGAAACGUGCAAAUUUAAUCGAACUGGACUGCCGGCAGACUCCGCUGACGCCGUGGCCGAGCACUAUUUGGAAUCGGGAUUUCCUGAUUCCACCGCUGCUGCGAGUACUGGCCAAACAGCACGGACGCAAAAUACCAGACAUCGAGCAAAUUUUGCGCACCGUACGAACCGCCUGGAACACUCCGAAAUCUCAACGAUCGCUGUUACAAAGCCAGGAUAGUCGGGACUCAUCGUCGUCCAACAGGGACCUAUCGAGCUCGUGCGAUAGCUACUACUGUGACCAGGGGCGCCACCACUGCAACGGAAUGGGUGCCGGAACCUACGCCAUGGUGAUGGGCUCCGGACCAGGACUGUUGAGGAGACGUUACUCCGUGCCAGAGAUCAUCAUGCGAAAACAUACCUUAGCCCAGCAGAAGUCAUACGACGAGCCGUGCGACAGCAACCACAACGUCAUCGGUACGAACAACAAAAACUACUACCCCCCUCAAUAUCACACUCAGCAGCAGCAACCGCAAACACCGCCGAAUGGGGGGCCGAUGACACGCACUAGCAGUAAGGAAACUUCGACUGUGGUAUGCCAAAUGCCGCAACCGAAAACCCCACCGGUGUUGGUUCGUCGGAAAUCGAUUAUGAGGACGGCAAGCAGCGUGGAAAGUAGUACCCCGAGCAGCAACGGGCACAACAACUUCAACAUGACCACACUGGCUUCGACCGGGUCCGAGUCCAACUUGGCCACGAUGAAACGUCAGCCGUCGCUAGGUGGUAUAAGUCAAAGUCAAAAGUGUAGUAGUCUUAUUGGUAUAAAUAGUAGCACUAACAACAAUAAUAAUAACUAUAUUGGUCCUGUCGGUAGCACCGGGGUCGGAGGGGUGAGUGCCGGUGUCUUGGGUGGCUGUGGCGUGGGUGGUGCUGCUACUGCUGAUUUUUCCAUGAGAAAAUCAACUCUGCUGCGAAGGAUGUGGAGCAAAGAAAUGCGAAGAUAUGACCGGUCGGGCAGUUGGUCACCACCGUUGCGGCGAACACCGCGCCGAAUUUACAGCAUAGAAAGCAUCAUACCACCGGAAGGACUGGGUGGUGGCAGUGGUACGGGAAGCGGUGCCAGUAGCGAAGCAGGGAGUUGUGUGACAACCAGCACAACCUCGUGUAAGGAAUGUGCGAAGUUGGAAAGUCAGUACAAUAGUUACGCCAGAGGUGGCAAGUUGGCUGAAGAGUCCCCGAAAAGGCUUCGACUGGCGACCUCACUGAAUAGCGUUAAUAACAACAACAACAACAACAAUAACCUAACGAAAGGUGGUGAUAAUGUCGAGGGAUUGAGUCGUGAUAGUACUCCGGGAAGAGUUCUGGUGUCUAGUGAAGGUGAUAGUGUUAGUUUGGUAACCAAAAGUUCUAAACCGGAGGUUUCCAGCAGUACGGAGACUGCCAAUACUCCGUUGUUACGUCACCAGAAUUUAGUUGUCAAUGACCGCUGCAAACGUUAUUUGGUCUACAUGAAUGCCGGUCCGGUAACUCCCAGUACGGCCAACGAUGUUGAGCUAGACGAGGCUGAUCUGUCGAGCAGUACAUCGUCCAUUGCGUCCCAGGCAUGUAUGAGACCAAUCGGAAAUACUGGCAGCACUGGAACUAUCCUUGAAGCGAGCGAAGAAGGCACAUUAAUCGAUAACGAACUGGACGACGACAAGGACGGUGCCAGUACGGUUUUGAACGCACAGGAUAACGAAAGUGAUAUCAGUGAGUUUUUGCAAGAGGAAGCAUUUGCCCGGAACAAUGAUGUUGAAAACGAUCGGGAAGCUGAUACUGAGCGUGGUUGUGAUACUGAUGCUAAUGUUCAUCCUGGAGAAUGUGCUCAGACUUUUGGUGGUGGUGCACCAUCAGGACCUCUUGCUGUGAAGGUCAGUGAAAAUCAAUCGAACGGGGAACAUUUCCCAUUGAAGAAACAAAUUCCGCGACGAAACAGUAACGCGAGUAGCAGUGCGGUAAGCGUCUCAGCUGAAAGCACUGAUAGUGAAAGUUUAGACAAUGUUGCCAAUUUGGAAAGUGUGAGUGAGAAAACCAGAAACACUGCCCUAGCGCAUAGCGAUAUUUUGAAAAACGAAGAGCAUUUAGAUGAGUACAUAUCGAAUCUGCUGGUGGAUAACCUGAAUAACCUUUUGCAUACCAAUGAGGUUUUCGCGAGUAGUGUUGCCCAUUCGAGAGUGAGUGUUGCCGACCAGAAAAAUAACAAUAAACUGCUGGCAGACGGAAUUCAAUCGAUAGAUCAAAGUGAUUGCAGCCCAGCAGCGGUCAACGAAAUGAAACAGAAGCUACCCGAAAAAUAUAUUAAUGGCGGUGGUGGAGUGGUUUGCAAUUCGCCACCGGAACCAGGCAGCAAACAUCAGCAAACCAAGCUGGAUAAGGAAAAUGAGAAAGAGAACCAGGAUACCAUGAACAACAACAAUCAUCAUAACGGUGGUACGAAAAUCUCAUUGAAUUAUAUUCGCAAACGAAAUGGCGAACGGCAACCGAAUACCAACGGUUUCUAUUUGGUACCGAAAAAUGGUUCCCGGGAAUCGGAUGGUGUCCCGUCGGAAAUAGAUCUCAACGGAAAGUACUAUUUUCCUACGUACGGAAUCGAAACGGAUCCAUCUGAUUACACUGAUAUUGCUUCCGAACCGGAAGGGCAGAUAAUCAGUAAAAUCGGCACGGGUUCAACGUACAGAGGAAAAAGCCACUCCAAAUCUGUAAUAGUCUCCCGUAUGUCCGCUUUUCCGCGAACAGAAUCGAUGGAAGUUCAACCACCGUCCACUUCGGCCGAGGAGGAAUUCGACGAACUAGCCGGUAACAAUGGAUCUGAAUCGGACACUCCGAGUCUUGUUGACAGUCUUGACGAAGUGGAAAUCACUCCGCGAAGAAGACACGAACGUAAAAAGUUAUCUACGGUAGCCAAGUCGGCUCCGACGGUCGAGGUCACCACCAAAUCCGAGUCAGUCAGUUCGGAUAAAUCACCGCGUCAUGAAAAGGGUGAAGCUUUCUUUGUUCCAAUUCAGGACUCUGCCAUCAUAACGGACGAUCACAUUGUGGUUGCCGAUGCAAUGCCAUUGCUGAUCAAAGAACGACUUAACAGCCGCCAUCGUCUCAUGAUCUGGAGACGAGAACAGGAGAAUCUCAAGAAACACCGGAAAAUGAUGCGGCUGAUUGAGCAGAAGAAAUUCUACGGUGAACCAGCGAUUCAAGUAAUCAGCACAAUCGAUCGGGCUCUUGGUCGCAAGGAAUACAUUGCCCCUGAGGACAAAAAGCGAGUCUUCGGCCAAUCGUCGGCCAGAUUACCCAAGAAUAAAAAGAAGGGCAACCUUAUGCGGACUGAGUUGGGUAUGUUGGAAUCUUAUAAAAUCGAUGCCCGGGGAAAUAUGCAAAUUCAGAAUCCUGCGGGAGGAUCCAGCGGCAGUACAUCCAGUGCCAAGAAAGCUAGCAAGAGUCCAUGGGGUCAAGCCGCCGAACGGAGACAAGCACGAGGUACCGUGGAAGUUCCUGCCGCGCCAGUAUCCGCUAAAUCAACGGUGCAAUCCACAACGGCUACGACAAGUGUGUCGUCGAAAACAUCUCGAAAAAAACCGACUGACCCACGAAGAAAGCAAGUACUGAAGGACGUCCAUCAAAUGACACUUUACCAACAAGCAGAUCUUACUCCGGACACCGAAGGUGGCCCACGGCGAAUGUAUCAGAAGACAGAAAUUCAAGAAGGUGACAAACAUAUCGAAAUCUUGGAAAUAGUUGAAUGCGGAGACAGCGCUACUGGGAGCACUCCACGACGGCUCUCCCGGGUAAGAAGUGCAGGUAGCCGUUCGGGUCAAAAUAAAUCACGAAUUCCAGUGCCCAUCUACAGAUGGGGCCGUUACAGAAGAAGCAAUAUUUCCCGCGAAAAUAGUCCACUCUCGUCGGGUGGCAAAAAUCCAAAAGUCGAUCGGAUGAUCGCUGACCUACUACUGGAGGCAAUGGCAAACCCGGACGAUGUCGGUGUCAAGUUCAUAAACUCACCGGAAGAACUGAAAGAAACAUCCAAACGAUCACCGGGAAAUCGAAAAAACAACACGGCUAACAGCUCCACUCCGAAACGAUCGGCCAACAGUGGAAAGUACACCCAACGGUUCGAAGUGAUUCCGGAAGAACGAAGUAGCGUAUCGGUGGGAUCAUCCAGUGAGGAACUGUCGGGCAGUAGAAAGAAACACUCGUCACCUCGUCGGGUUAGUUUCGACGAGAACCACAAAAUUCUGAACGUGGAUGAACUCGUCCCGAACGCAUCUUUGCUGGUUCCGAAAGCCGUCUCCCCUAAACCAUCACCCAAACAAUUACCGAAGAAGGUAGCAUCAGCCACGUCACCCGGCCCCAAGGCACCUGUGCUGAAAAAAGGCAGCACCACAAGUCGCGGAAAGGCGGCCAUCCAGAGCGAUGUGGUCGAAGAGAAGGGCUGGAUCGGGUUCACCACCCAGCACGAGGACACGGCCACUCCGGUCAACGGCGACAAAGAUGAAGACAUUUGCCGUUCGCCAAUAGCGGUGAACAAAGCACUAACCGUAAAUGAUCACCAUCAUCGCGCAAUUCUAGCCGACACACCGCAGCAUGGCCGUAGAAGCAUUGUAAAAACAAUCACUACUGGGAACAUUGCACGUCACCAAGACACUUCCACACACCAGCAUAACAUAGUCGAUCACUUCCAUCACCAUCAAAGUGUCAACAUCAGCGUGAACCACGAUUCGGUGCCGGUGGUGUUGACCGGGGAAUCGCUAAUCUCCGUGGAUCAUGUACGAUCCGCCGUGGCUACCGUUGGGUCGAACACUAGCUGCAACGGCACAAUCGACGAAUUCGAUCGCAAUAGUUUGCCUGCAGGCACAUUCCAGCGAUCGAUGUGCAGCAAUGCCGUCAAUCAGCUAGCGAUCAUCACCACUCCGGGAACUCGAAAACUGACCAGUGGUGAAUUUUCAGAUGAUUCGUGCUUUACCGAUAGUCUGAAUGGGCCAAAACCGGACUCGAACGGUGUAGAUUUUAGAGAGCUCGCCGUUCCAGAGCAUCUGGAGCGCGAGUUCCGAUCAACCCAAUAUGGAGGACACCGAAUCAAUGAGCUGAAAUCUACAGCCGAAUCCAUGAAAGAGGUAAACCUAGAUAAUUCGUGUGACUGUAGUGAACCAAUUUAUCCCUACUGCCAGAUCCGAGAGGAGAAUGCUUGGCAUGUGUACGAGACGGUCGACUGUAAGGUUUUCCAGUCCAAAGUUGAGUACUACGAGACGUCCAUUCAUAGGACACCGCUUUUGGAAAACCAUAAAAGUUUAUUUGGUAACAUGAAUGAACGCACCCCGGACUCUAUACGAUCAACAAUUAUGAAAUCCGGCGGCUUCAACAACCAAGAGCUGGUUCCACACGAGUUAAUUCCGGAUGAUCGCUCGAACAUUACCUCUUCGGAUACGUUGGAUUGUCGUCACAUUCCAGCGAUAUCUACUAUGCUCACUACGGUAGUAAGCGAAGAACCUCCGAAAACUUCCGAAACUUGCAGUAGCUGUUGUUUCUGCAAUCCGGAGCUGCACAAAAACUCUUGCAAAUCAACCGCCAACUGUUUCUACUGCCAGACCAAAUCACAAUCACCCAGCAAAUCGUUCCCCAACCCUCCCACUCCUCCAAACAUUCAAAUGUCACCGAUUCCUCCAUCUCCGAAGACGCCAAUCAUGGAGCUAACACCAACUCCAACACUGCAGGAAAUUUCACUGCCAGCGAAAAAACCCUCUCAACCGGAACAACCUCAGGAGGUUCCCAAACCUCCACCGACCACACCCAAGCAUAGUAAAAAAUCAUCGCCGGAAGCAGCUACAAAGAAUGCUCCCGGUCCCGAAGCUAGCACCAGUACCAGUCCCUCGUCAAUCAACGGUCUUUACAAGGAGACUACCAAGAAGACUGAUCAUACUCACACCAAAAUAAAAAGUAAAGCUUCCGACACUGUCAGUACAAAGUGCACAACCUCCAACGAAAAAAUCAAACGCUCCUACGUGCCAUCAUCGACGGCAGAUUCGGACAAAUUGGAGGAAGUGUCGAAAAAGUUGACCCGCAAAAAAUCCGAAACCAGCUUUCUUAAUCGACCUAAGAACAUCAACAAUCUCAACCGAAGCUCCGCGGUCGUUCAUUCGGUGCAGAAGGAAAUCAAAAACGAACUAAAAACUCCCAUCAAAGUGCUACCUAAAACCGCGAAAGAACUUAACAAUCGGAAAGAACGGGACAAACAGAUUGACCUGAAUUUGCCUCUGGAAAGCAAUAACCACCCGAAAAAGCAUGAAAAGUCCAAAACCACUCUCGGUUUUGAGAACAUAGCUAAAACCAAACCCGCUCUGGGAGGAUCGUCCCAAAGCUACGAGGAAACCACUUCCUCCAGUUCGACCGACACCAGCCCGAACUCGAGUCCGUUCAAGAAAUGUGCCGUUCUACCGCCGGCCGCUCGCUGGAAGCACAACAGUGAACGGAACCUAACCCAGCUGACGAUGCAGAAGAUUACGACGGCUAGUAAAUGGGGUAACAAGUGGCGAAAGGCAGCCCGUCAGCAUGAGCAUUCGCCAGCACCGAUGGGUUAUGAGCUUGAGAAUCCACUGAGUCCGGCACGGCGAAAUCUACACGAAGAAACGCUACCGAAACGAUUAGCACAUGAUUUGAACGGAACUGGUGGGCUGACGGCAACGACGACUACAGCGACGUCGGCGAUUACUGCGGCCAGUUCCGCUGCCAUCAUUCCUAGCACCGCCGGAGGAAUCAGCCAGAGCACGACUGCCACUCAAGGAUGGACCGUCACAGUGGCAGGUAACUACAAUCCAGACAUGGCACCGGAUGUCGAAAUGCGGCUUAGUUUUCCAAAGCAGUCCAAUUCGGGUUCCGCUGGCAAGGCUCCGUUGGUGAACGGUAUUGCAAAUAGUGGCAGUGCUAAAACCGGCAGCAAUGGCUCCAGGCGUACUGAUAAUCAUUCCGCAGUGAAUGGACACGAAAAUGGCUAUCCGUCCGGUAGCCUAGCUGGCAGUCGAAAGCAGUACGUGGAGGAUGCGCACCAUAUUUCAGCCCGUGAUGGGACCAGUUAUGCCCUGCAGGAUAGUGACAGCUACCGGAUCAGCCAGAGUUCAGCACGAGCAGCGCUUCCACUGACAGCAGGGAUGAAUCCCAAGCGGUCUCUUUCGCGAUCGGAUGGAAUUGCUGGCGGCAGCAAGGACAAUCGUCUUCCAAAUGUUGGCUCAUCGAACAACGUUCCGGCAAGACAGAACGGCAAAAAAGCGGUCAAGCAGACCGUCGAAUGUAGCGUCAUAACAUCCGCUACGUCAAGAACCAUCGCCAAUAAGUACCACAUGCUCUCCCAUCAGCAUCAACAACCGCACGAAUCGACCCGAAAACAACAUCCGUAUAUCCAUCAAAUGAACUUGUCUUCCUCCCACCAUCAACAGCAGCAGCAACAACAACAGCAACAACAGCAGCAGUACCACAGCAUAGGUCCUCCACCGGGGACAACAACGAUAACCACAACCAGCAUUAAUGGUGGAGGAAGACGCGGCGGCCGACAUCGAACCAUGUCUAACCAAUCACUUCAUCAUACAUCAUUGCAAAAUGGCGGCGGUGGCAAAUUCCUCUCAUCCAACUCGCAUCAGACUCGCUAUCAUGAUCCGUCAGCCAUAGGCUAUGGGAACAAUCCACACCAAAAUGGUAACCGACGGGUGUCACUGGAGAGCAUCUACAGUGGACCGCAUCUGGAUCACCUGUCGGUGAUGGGUAACACGAUCGCACCGGAGCACAAACCCAAGGUACCGACGAUGAGCGAGCGGGAUCUGACGCGGAAACACCACCCCUGCUACGUUCGAACGCUGCCAUACUUUUCGUAGAUGACAACGCGGAAAAACAGCAGUAGAGCAGCAGAAUCUCAAAACUAUUAGUCUAGUCAAGCUAGGUUUAGUUUUUACUGUCGACAGAAGAAACAGUUCCGGUCAUACGUUCAAAUGUUGUUUUCUUUGUUAGUUGAACUUAUUCCAUAGGGAACAACACCAUGUAAAGGCAUUUAAAUUGUUUAUCGUAGGUUUAGCUGUUUAGUUGUAUAGUUCGUAAGAGCCGUAUAGCCCACGAACAAUUUGAAAGAAAAAAAGUAUUAUUCUAUAUUACCAAAUGUUUGAUCAUAUAAUAUUGUACAACUAAGACAAAAAUAUACUCAUAGUAAAUAUGACAAA
Malaya genurostris is the source of this 9182-nucleotide messenger RNA. RefSeq lists its product as uncharacterized. The coding region runs from base 552 to 8843 and encodes 2763 amino acids. The record is from RefSeq and is a predicted model, not a curated record. Lineage: Eukaryota; Metazoa; Arthropoda; Insecta; Diptera; Culicidae. The transcript is spliced from 10 exons.